GGGGUAGCCGCGGAGCCCCUUGCGCCCGCCUGCCCUGAUGCCGGGCCCGGCGCUGCCUGACCCGCCUUCCAUGGGCGCUGUUGUUGCUUCUGCAGAUGAAAGAAACAAUCAUGAACCAAGAAAAGCUCGCCAAGCUACAGGCACAAGUGCGCAUCGGUGGCAAGGGUACUGCCCGCAGAAAGAAGAAGGUUGUCCACAGAACAGCUACAGCAGAUGACAAGAAACUUCAGUUUUCUUUGAAGAAACUGGGAGUCAACAAUAUUUCUGGAAUUGAAGAGGUAAACAUGUUUACCAACCAAGGAACAGUCAUUCACUUCAAUAACCCUAAAGUUCAGGCAUCUCUGGCUGCUAACACUUUCACUAUCACUGGCCAUGCUGAGACAAAGCAGCUGACAGAAAUGCUUCCUAGCAUCUUAAAUCAGCUUGGAGCUGACAGUCUGACCAGCCUGAGGAGAUUGGCAGAAGCUCUACCCAAGCAACCUGUGGAUGGAAAAGCACCACUUGCUACUGGUGAAGAUGAUGAUGAUGAAGUUCCAGAUCUUGUUGAAAACUUCGAUGAAGCUUCAAAGAAUGAGGCAAACUGAACUGAGUGUCACUUUCUGAAUAAAGUUAAAACUUGAAAAAGCUACAUGGAGCUGCUAUUUUAUAUUGUGACUGCUUUGAUUUUAUUUUUAUUUCCUGAUGAGAUCUCAAGAUCUGUGAUAUUUGGAAACUCCUUGAACCUGCAGCUCUUUAGUUACUGCUUGUACACAAUAUUAUUUUUGUGGCCUGAUUGAACAAACCUAUGCUUUGAAAUAAGUCAGAUUGCUAACGAAUGUCUGCCUAGACAGAAUUUUUGAGUAACUUGUAUACAAGCAAAACCCCAUCUUUAAUGAACUUUGGCAUACAAUAAAAAUAUAAA
Fulmarus glacialis (Northern fulmar) is the source of this 901-nucleotide messenger RNA. It is a transcript of the gene BTF3, whose product is annotated as basic transcription factor 3. The transcript is spliced from 5 exons. NCBI's taxonomy places the organism in Eukaryota, Metazoa, Chordata, Aves, Procellariiformes, Procellariidae. The record is from RefSeq and is a predicted model, not a curated record. Gene Ontology annotation, cellular component: nascent polypeptide-associated complex; cytosol. The coding region runs from base 96 to 584 and encodes 162 amino acids.